GCCCGACUCAUUCUUUGCGACGAGCAAAAAACGAAAACGCUCCACGAACAAGUCGAGCACUCAUCUAUCUAGUGCGAAACCAAGCAAAUACGCACGCGUCGCAAAUGGCGCGGACAGAGCCAAGAAAUCGGUUUUCAAACAGCGGAAGAACUCUCUGGACGAGGAAUUAGACUCGGACCGUACGGACGAGGACAAUGCUGGAAUAGAUGGCGUCGAAGACAUGGAUUUGCGUGCCUCCGACACCGAUCCGGGGGCCAGUGGGGCGGAGGACGAGGACGAGACUCCUGCACAGAAGCGGCUGAGGUUAGCCAAACUGUAUCUGGAAUCGGUCAAGGACGACCUCGCGGAGGGGGACUUCGAUGCGGCGGAUAUUGACAAGGAGAUCAUAUCUGCUCGGUUGAAGCAGGAUGUAAUGGAGCAUGCAGGGAAAGUACACCUGUUCAUAGCGGAUUCGCUUGAGCUCGGUGAGCCGUCCAGCCGGCCUUUUGUACGGUUACGUGGCCAUCGGUUCUCCGUCACAUCCGCUGUUGCCUCUGAGGCAUGCACGUACCUAUUCACCGCCGGCAAGGAGGGCUCGAUUAUCAAGUGGGACAUCCGCACAGGCAAGAAGCUUGCUAUCUACCAUAAACAGAGGCCAAGUGUGAAAGGAAAAGAGCGCGCGUGGAAUGAGGAUGUAAAGGGACAUAUGGAUGAAGUGCUCAGCCUUGCUCUCAGCAGCGAUGGCGUCUAUCUGGCCAGUGCUGGAAAAGAUAGAAGAGUCGGUGUGUGGGAUGUCGCCAAGAGCGAGUGGGUAACGAGCUUCGGUGGGCACAAAGACACAAUAUCGGCUGUCGCGUUUCGCAAAGGCUCGCGGCAGCUAUACACUGCGUCUCAUGACCGAACUGUCAAGCUAUUCGACUUGAGUCCGGGGGUUAUGGGAUAUGUGGAGACGCUUUUCGGCCACCAGGAUCCUAUACUGGGCUUGGACGCCCUACGCGCAGAGACAUGUGUCACAGUUGGAGGGCGCGAUCGCACAGCUCGGUUCUGGAAAAUUGUGGAUGAAAGCCAGUUGGUCUUCCGCGGAGGCGGACGAAGCAAGCUUCGAGAGCUAUUGGAAGGCGGGGCUCUCGAAGGUAUGGAUCAGGAUGAAACUUCGGAUAACGGACGACGGAAAAACGACAACAAGGUCACGGAGACCAGAUACGUCGAGGGUAGCUUGGACUGCAUCGCUAUGAUUGACGAAACCACAUUCCUCACUGGAGGAGACAGCGGGUCCAUAUGUUUGUGGGCGAUACAGAAGAAGAAGCCCAUUUUCACCCAGCCUCUCGCACACGGACUCCACGAAAUGCAAUCCGAAACCGAGGGUUUAAUCCGUUCUCCGCGGUAUAUCACUGCGCUUGCAUGUCUCCGUUAUUCAGACUUAUUCGCCUCUGGGUCUUGGGAAGGCAGCAUACGUCUCUGGAAGCUCGAUCGUUCAUCUAAAUUCCGCUCCUUUUCGCUCGUUGCGCAAGUACCAGCUCCGGGAUUUGUCAACUCCAUACAAUUAUUGUCAAUCCCCAAAGGCGCUCUGGAUGAAGCUAGUUGGACGCGCAAAGCCGAGUUAGACAAGAACGAAGCUUCCACUCCAGUUGCUCUACUGGUGGCUGGGAUGGGGCAGGAGCCGCGUCUGGGUCGAUGGAUGCAGCUUAAGGGCGAGGGAAUCACCAAUAGCACCAUCGUUAUGGUUUUGCACUCCCGGUCUCAUGUAGCAUAACGCCUACCUUGUCCCGUCAAGGCCGUUCCGCAUGUACACACGAUCGCACAUGUCUUGAGUUACGACCAGACGCUCACGAACAAC
This is a messenger RNA of Punctularia strigosozonata HHB-11173 SS5, 1816 nucleotides long. RefSeq names its product WD40 repeat-like protein. The coding region runs from base 221 to 1732 and encodes 503 amino acids. NCBI's taxonomy places the organism in Eukaryota, Fungi, Basidiomycota, Agaricomycetes, Corticiales, Punctulariaceae. Gene Ontology annotation, molecular function: protein binding; snoRNA binding. Gene Ontology annotation, cellular component: small-subunit processome. The record is from RefSeq and is a predicted model, not a curated record. The transcript has 5 exons.